Messenger RNA from Centruroides sculpturatus (bark scorpion), 537 nucleotides. Its product is annotated as agrin-like. The annotation marks the transcript as partial. The record is from RefSeq and is a predicted model, not a curated record. Lineage: Eukaryota; Metazoa; Arthropoda; Arachnida; Scorpiones; Buthidae. Gene Ontology annotation, molecular function: protein binding. Gene Ontology annotation, biological process: cell differentiation; multicellular organism development. The transcript is spliced from 2 exons.
UAUCAUGUAGAGCCGUGUGAAAAGAUGUAUUGCGCCUACGGAGCGUUAUGUUUAGUGGAUGAGAAAAGUCAGCAGGCAUACUGCAGGUGCCAAGAAGUAUGCACAGACAUCUUCGCACCCGUCUGUGGAAGCGACAAAGUGACAUACUCCAGUGAAUGUCAACUCAGAAUGGCUUCCUGCACUCAGCAAAGGAGGAUAUUCAUUCAGCAUUCAGGACCUUGUGAUAUGAAAGACCCGUGCCAGGAGAAGGAGUGCAACUAUGGAGCCCAGUGUAGACCAUCUCUAGAUGGUAGGACUGCAGAGUGCGUGUGUCCUGCCAAAUGUGCCACUUAUGGUGACAGUCGUGGUUCUAGACCGGUUUGUGGUACCGAUGGUAAAGAUUAUCCAAAUGUCUGCGAAUUGAGAAGAACUGCUUGCAGAGAAAUGCGAAAUGUUCAAGUGAAAUUUCAAGGAAGAUGUGGUGAGUUAAGUUUUUCUUAUAUUUCUAGUUUUUUUUUAGACUUUAAAUAUAAGGUUAAAGCACAGAGGAGUGAAUGA